Molecule: messenger RNA, 2375 nt
Organism: Clupea harengus (Atlantic herring)
Lineage: Eukaryota; Metazoa; Chordata; Actinopteri; Clupeiformes; Clupeidae
Gene: sox14
Product: SRY-box transcription factor 14
Biological process (GO): negative regulation of transcription by RNA polymerase II; brain development; neuron differentiation
Cellular component (GO): nucleus
Molecular function (GO): DNA-binding transcription activator activity, RNA polymerase II-specific; RNA polymerase II cis-regulatory region sequence-specific DNA binding
Source: RefSeq, a predicted model, not a curated record
UCUGUGCUGAUUGGGUGCUCAGGUUGGCAAGUCUACGCCCUGCGAUUAUGUCAGAUUGCGUGCAGACCAAACCAGCGCAGCCUUUGAACUUCACCGCUUUUGGCUCUCAUUCACACACUCUUCCUCAUUUCCCAGCCAGGUGCUUUGCAAGACGAGAAACCUCUAAGAAAAAACAUACAGACACAAACAGUCCUCAUCGACCGCGGGACUUCGCCUUCUCACCUCGGUGGAUUGUGGGCGCUGGAGUGACACAGAACGGCGCCGUUUUGCAGAAGAAGAAGACAUUUUCAACUUCGCAACCACUGCUUCUUCCCGACGAUCUGAACAAGUGGGAUCCUUAUUUCAUUGAUGACGUUUUUUGCAGCACUUCUCCGCAUUUAAAAAGUGGCAUGUCUAGCGUCUGUCUGCGAAACAGGUGAAUAUAUUUCUGUAUUGGGUGGUUACAGAACUUUUCUGCGUUGUUUUGAUAGGAGGAUAAACAGACAGUCGUAAAAUGUCAAAGCCAGCAGAUCAUAUCAAGAGACCCAUGAAUGCCUUCAUGGUUUGGUCUCGGGGUCAGAGGAGGAAAAUGGCACAAGACAAUCCCAAAAUGCAUAAUUCAGAAAUAAGUAAAAGACUUGGCGCGGAGUGGAAGCUGCUGUCAGAAUCAGAGAAGCGACCCUACAUCGACGAGGCGAAGCGCCUGCGAGCGCAGCACAUGAAAGAGCACCCAGACUACAAGUACAGACCUAGACGCAAGCCCAAGAACCUGCUUAAAAAGGACAGGUACGUCUUCCCCUUGCCCUACCUUGGGGACACAGAUCACUUGAAAGGACUUCCUAUGUCGGCCACGGAAUCUCUUUUGAGUGCCUCAGAAAAAGCCAGAGCAUUCCUGCCGCCGUCGGCACCUUACUCAUUUCUGGACCCAAGUCAGUUCAGUUCCAGCGCCCUACAGAAGAUGACAGAGAUGCCCCACACGUUGACCGGCGGUUUGCCCUAUGCGUCCUCAUUGGGAUACCAGAACGGCGCUUUUGGUAGUUUGGGAUGCCCAAGCCAGCACACCCACACCCACCCUUCGCCCACAAACCCUGGGUAUGUGGUGCCCUGUAACUGUUCAGCCUGGUCGGCGUCGAGUUUACAACCUCCCGUUGCCUACAUACUUUUUCCAGGUAUGACCAAAACUGGGAUAGACCCAUACUCAUCAGCACAUGCUGCUGCUAUGUAAUCUGAUAAUAAAAGACAGUCUUCUCUUUGAAAACUUGAAUACAACAAUGCAUGUAUAUACGGACCGAGCGCCCUAAAGAAAAGAUCAAAAACAUUUCAUGAAGCCGAGGACUUGACAAAGGAACCAGGCGAUAACUUUAAACGAGAUCAAACAAGACGUUCCUACGACUUCAGCGUGGAACUGGGAAUUGAUGUAAGGCAGGUGCCCUGUGAACUGUAAGACUUGUAAAUGUUAUAAUGUUUAUUAAUGGCUACCGGAAAUGGAUGCCUUUAACUUUAUUUAUUAUGUACAUUUGAUGCUAUAAUAAUAUUUUGUUCAGUGAUUAAUAUUAUUAUGAUCAUCAUAUUUUCAAGACUAUUUUGGUUUGCACAAUUAUCGAUUAGCCUACUUGUUUCCUGUAUAAUGUCUUGGUUUUUUGGCACUCAGAUGAUAUGGUUAGGGUCAAAAUUAGGACCUUUGAGUUGAAUGAAUAUACGGGUUAUAUUGUUUAUAUUUAUCAAACUGGCACAUAAAAUUAGACAGUCUAUUUAAAAUAUCAAAUGAAAAAAAAUCUUAUUCAAUAUUUUGCAUUUUUGCAUUUUCCUGUGGUUCAGUGCUAAUAGUCACACGUUCAUUUUAUUUGAAAAAAGUGCUUCAGUUAUGAAGUUAAGCAGUUAAUGUUGUAUUUUUAAUCUGAGAUGGUAAUUUAAAACCUGUCUUGUUAUGGAAAGGAAAUGUAUCUAGAAGGGGAUACCUCGUUUCUUUGUUCAUUUGCCGAGCAAAGACAUUUUGAAUAAAGACAAUCUGUCUUCAAAAGAAUAGAAAAGAAUGGUUGUGACUACAUUUCAGGCAGUGUUUUGGUAAUUUAGAAAUACCAUACUCUAUAUUUGUUAGGUUUGGUAUCGUAAAGUCGGUAUUAUAAAACAACGGAAGAAAUGUAGUGAAAUAACAACACAUUAAUAUCUAGAUAUUAUAACCUUCACUUGCAUCAAAAUUUCUCUGCCUUCCAUUUUAACACAAUUAAAAAAUGUCACUUGUUUACAGGCCAGAAACAGUUUCAUCCUAAGCAAUCUAAAUGUUAGAGCUGUCAUUUCAACAAAGCUUAAUUUUGGACCUAUCUAUUUAAAAAUAUUUUCAUUAAAACCAGCUCAUUUAUUGACAAUAAAGAGGGCCCUCCAAAUUGAACAAGAAA